AGCAGUGCCGAACGGGAAGGCCGAACAUCCACCCCAUAGCACAGGGUGUCCUCUCCUGGCCCGCUGCCAGCCUUGCUCCGGGGUAAAGAUGAUCCCUUGGUCGAGACGCGCCAGUCUAAACUACCUGUGUUAACGUCGUCAUGACUCUACUCCUUCUACGCCCGGACGAGCAGCCUCUAAUGCGCUUUGUCCCCUGUUCCUGCGACCAUGUGGACUCUCGCUAAUGCCCUGUGACCAUGGUCUGGGCACUGAACGGCGGGCGUGCUGAGCUGCCCUGCGCACCUGACACCAAGGUAGCCAAGGAUAGCCCGCAGAUAGUCCUAUGGUAUCGGGCUAGUAACACAACACCAGUCUAUAGCUACGACGCCCGCUCGGGAGAAUUCGAGAACGGGGAGCGAUGGACCGACGGAGAUUCCCUCGGGAAACGAGCGUACUUCUCCGUACUCACCGAGCCGCCCGUGCUGGUGCUCGACCCCGCUCACGCCAGGGACGAGGGCGUCUACAAGUGCAGGGUGGACUAUCGGUACUCGUCAUCCACGUACAGAAUAGUCAACCUCACUAUUGUCGGUGAGUCUGGAAUGGAGGUUAUGUAUUUCGGAUCUUGUAACCUGUAUCCUGUAUCGUGUAUCUUCUAGCUUGUAUGGUGCGACCAGCAUCUCGUAAACUGUAUCCUGUAAUCCUGUAAUCUAGAUUUUCUGAAUCUUGUAUCCAGUAGGAAUUCAUUUGAUUUAUGUGUUUUAAUAGAAUGCGAAGGUGAGUGUUGCGGUUAAUAGCAGAGGAAUAUCCAGAAGUAUGUGGGUCGUAUGUUUAUGAGAAUUUCCGUGUGUUUUAUCUAGAGAAAGGGUGAGGGGCGAUA
Penaeus monodon (black tiger shrimp) is the source of this 856-nucleotide messenger RNA. RefSeq lists its product as uncharacterized. The transcript has 3 exons. The record is from RefSeq and is a predicted model, not a curated record. Bases 237 to 635 code for a protein of 132 amino acids. Lineage: Eukaryota; Metazoa; Arthropoda; Malacostraca; Decapoda; Penaeidae.